Messenger RNA from Chara braunii, 1767 nucleotides. NCBI's taxonomy places the organism in Eukaryota, Viridiplantae, Streptophyta, Charophyceae, Charales, Characeae. The record is from the annotation of a GenBank genome assembly.
GUAUGGGCAUUUUGAGUGGGUGGUCAUGCCUUUUGGCCUCACCAACGCCCCGACAACCUUUCAAGCGGCAAUGACCAACGAGUUUCAUGCAAUGUUGGACCGGUUUGUGCUGGUCUACUUAGACGAUAUUCUCGUCUAUAGCCGGUUAUUGGAGGAUCAUCUUGAGCACCUUCGACGAGUGUUGGAGACGCUCCGUCGUGCCAAGUACAAGGCCAACCGCGACAAGUGUGAAUUUGUCCGGCAAGAGCUGGAAUACUUAGGCCAUUUUGUCACACCAGAGGGCAUCUGUCCGCUAUCAGACAAAAUUCAAGCCAUCCAAGAGUGGUCGGAGUCACGGAACGUCACAGAUGUCCGUUCGUUUCUUGGCCUCGCCGGCUACUACCAGCGUUUUAUCAAAGGUUACUCGAAGAUCGCGGCCCACUUGACCAAGCUUCAAUGCGAGGAUCGACCGUUUGACUUCGGAGAGGAUGCGCGGGAAUCAUUUUUUGCUCUCAAAGCUGUGCUAUUAUCUGCGGAGGUCUUACACAUAUACGACCCGCUUUUGCCUACGCGCGUCACUACGGACGCGUCCGGCUAUGACAUUGGUGUCGUCCUCGAGCAACAUGAUGGCGUGGACUGGCACCCGGUCGAGUAUUUCAGCAAGAAAGUGCCCGUCGUGCAUUCCAUUGACGAUGCACGCAAGAAGGAGCUUCUCGUCUUCGUCCACGCGCUCAAGCAGUGGCGGCACUUCCUCCUUGGUCGAAGCCAAUUCCGAUGGGUAACGGACUACAAUCCGUUGGUUUUUUACAAGAUCCAAGACACCGUCAACAGCACCAUAUCUCAAUGGAUGACUUUCAUCGACCAGUUCGACUUCUUUCCCGAUCACAUUCCGGGGAAGUCGAAUCGUUUUGCGGAUGCCCUUUCACGGCGUCCGGAUCAUUGUACCGCGGUCUACUCAACCUUCGAGAUCGACAACGACCUGCGGGACAGCUUCAUCCGCGGCUACCAAGCCGACCCCGAGUUUCGUGACAAAUAUGCGAAUUGCUCCUCUCCUAAUCCGGCGCCUUCUCACUACCAGAUCCAAGAGGGGUACUUGCUUGUCCACACACGGGGAAAGGACCUUCCUUGCGUACCUAGUGACCCUCACUUGCGUACACGGCUUCUUGGCGAGUUCCACAAUGCUCCUGCCACCGGACACUUUGGAGUCAAUUGCAUGAUUGGCCGACUUCGCAAGCGAUUUUGGUGGCCCGGCCUUCUCGGCGAUGUCAAUCGUUAUUGCGAGUCAUGCGAGGUUUGCCGACGCUGCAAAUCCCGCAACCAUCGUCCAUACGGUGAGUUGCGACCAUUACCGGUCCCCUUGCGGCGAAGGGAAGCAAUUGUCAUGGACAUUACCGGCCCGUUCCCCAAGCACAAGACCGGCAUGGAUGGGAUUCUCACGGUGGUCGACCGACUCACCAAGUUCGCCAUGUUUUUGCCUUGUCGCUAUCAUGCCAAGGCACAGGAGUUGGCCGAGAAAGAUUGGGUUGAGCGGCUGCCGAAUGUCGAGUUGGCCUACAACUCCUCCAUCCACCCGGCUAUUGGGAUGCCGCCCUUCGAAUUCGAGCACGGCUCGCCGGUCACUUCUCCGUUGGACACCAUCAUUCCACGAGCGGUCGAGAGCGACGACCAUCUUUUGUUCUUACGUCGGAUGCAAGAGCUUCUUGUCAAGGCACGCGACUAGAUGGCUAAGACGCAGCAACGCAUGAGCCAGCAGGCCAAUCACCAGCAUCUCCCUUGCCCAUUCCGCGU